CCUUUCACACACAUUCUAGGGUCCUGAGGAGGAAAAAUGAAAUCCUUUGAAAAGACCACCAGUGUGCAAGCCCCUGUUAACUCACAAGGACAAUUUGGGAAAAUCGUCAAACUGAAGCUACUUGCUGCUUUGGGAUCUGGAAAACAACACAAAAGUCCAUCAACCUGUCCAUGUUGCAGGAUGAGAGCAGAGGAGCUGAUGCCUUGUGUUCUUAUCACUCUGCUGGGGCUGACCCUGAUGGAGUCAGCUCAUGGACAGCACAUGUCAGACGAACCCUGCUCCGUCCAGAUCCUCGUCCCAGGACUCAAAGGAGAGCCAGGAGAAAGGGGAGAGAAAGGGGCACCUGGGAGACCAGGAAGAGUGGGUCCACUAGGGGAGAUAGGACAUACUGGAGUUAAAGGACAUAAGGGUAUUAUGGGACGUUAUGGGAAAAUGGGCCCCUGUGGAAUCAAAGGUUUAAAAGGAGAUAUGGGGGAUCCUGGGCCAAUGGGCCUGAAUGGUGAUCCAGGUGUUCCAUGUGAAUGCACACCCCUGAGGAAGAUGAUUGGUGAGAUGGACAUCCUAGUGGCCCAGUUAUCCAAUGAGAUGAAGUUCAUCAAAACUGCACUGCCCUCCCCUGCAGCUGUCGCUGGCAUCAAAGAGACCGACAGUAAGGUCUAUCUACUGGUCAAGGAGGAGAAACGCUACACAGAUGCAGAGGUCUAUUGUCAGGGAAGAGGUGGACACCUGGCCAUGCCCAAGGACGAGGGGGCCAACGCAGCCAUCGCUGGGUACAUCACUGAGGCGGGCCUGAGCCGGGUGUACAUUGGCAUCAACGACAUAGACCGUGAGGGCCAUUUCACCUACGUGGAUCGCUCCCCCAUGAGCACCUUCAGCAAGUGGAGGGAAGGAGAACCCAACAAUGCCUACAGGGACGAGGACUGUGCUGAGAUGAUGGCGGCGGGGGACUGGACAGAUGUGGCCUGCCAUCCCACCAUGUACUUUGUGUGUGAGUUUGACAAGGACAGUGUCUGAGGGGCAUUUUGAGAGUGGUAGUGAGUUGGAAGGGCAAAGGCCUCAUUGGAGCUGCAUGACAGAGAGAGGCUAUAAUUAUAGAGAAGCCUUUAUAGUUACACAGAUGAUGUUCAGUAUGUAACAUUAUUUUGACACAGCUGCAUUUGUUUAAUCACCCACCAGUUCUAAAUAUCAUUGUACAGUUUAGAAUAUUGUAUAUAGAAUACUGUGUAUACACUUCUCAGUUUUUCCAGAAUUCUGCUUUUUUGACUUGAAUGGAUGCUGUUUUUAUAAACCUUUGCAUUGAAUGGCUACAGCAAUGUUCCCUUUAAUCUUUUGAUCUGAUUGUUUAAAAAAAAAAAAAGUAAGAUAUAACACAUUG
Salvelinus namaycush (lake trout) is the source of this 1375-nucleotide messenger RNA. Its product is annotated as collectin-11-like. The record is from RefSeq and is a predicted model, not a curated record. Lineage: Eukaryota; Metazoa; Chordata; Actinopteri; Salmoniformes; Salmonidae. The transcript is spliced from 7 exons. The coding region runs from base 37 to 1014 and encodes 325 amino acids.